CCACUCUCGCUUGGCAGAAAUGGAGGGUCUCCGGCUGUCCCAGGCUGGCUGGUGUGGGCUUGGGAUCCUCCUGGUGGCCUCUCCAGCCUAGGUCCCUCAGCCACUCUGCCCCAAGAUGGGCCGUGGGGCUGGCCGUGAGUACUCGCCUGCCGCCACCACCGCAGAGAAUGGUGGUGGCAAGAAGAAACAGAAAGAGAAGGAGCUGGAUGAGCUGAAGAAGGAAGUGGCCAUGGAUGACCACAAGCUGUCCUUGGAUGAGCUGGGCCGCAAAUACCAAGUGGACCUGUCCAAGGGCCUCACCAACCAGCGGGCUCAGGACAUUCUGGCUCGAGAUGGCCCCAACGCCCUCACUCCGCCCCCCACAACCCCAGAGUGGGUCAAGUUCUGUCGUCAGCUUUUUGGGGGCUUCUCCAUCCUGCUGUGGAUUGGGGCCAUCCUCUGCUUCCUGGCCUAUGGCAUCCAGGCUGCCAUGGAGGACGAGCCAUCCAAUGACAAUCUAUAUCUGGGUGUGGUGCUGGCAGCUGUGGUCAUUGUCACUGGCUGCUUCUCCUACUACCAGGAGGCCAAAAGCUCCAAGAUCAUGGACUCCUUCAAGAACAUGGUGCCGCAGCAAGCCCUCGUGAUCCGGGAGGGAGAGAAGAUGCAGAUCAAUGCCGAGGAAGUGGUGGUGGGGGACCUGGUGGAGGUGAAGGGUGGAGACCGCGUCCCUGCUGACCUCCGGAUCAUCUCUUCUCACGGCUGUAAGGUGGAUAACUCAUCCCUAACAGGAGAGUCGGAGCCCCAGACCCGCUCCCCUGAGUUCACCCAUGAGAACCCCCUGGAGACCCGCAAUAUCUGUUUCUUCUCUACCAACUGUGUUGAAGGCACUGCCAGGGGCAUCGUGAUUGCCACAGGUGACCGGACGGUGAUGGGACGCAUAGCCACUCUCGCCUCGGGCCUGGAGGUUGGGCGGACGCCCAUAGCCAUGGAGAUCGAACACUUUAUCCAGCUGAUCACGGGGGUGGCCGUAUUCCUGGGGGUCUCCUUUUUCGUGCUCUCCCUCAUCCUGGGCUACAGCUGGCUGGAGGCAGUCAUCUUCCUCAUCGGCAUCAUCGUGGCCAAUGUGCCUGAGGGGCUUCUGGCCACCGUCACUGUGUGCCUGACCCUGACAGCCAAGCGCAUGGCUCGGAAGAACUGCCUGGUGAAGAACCUGGAGGCGGUGGAGACGCUGGGCUCCACGUCCACCAUCUGCUCGGACAAGACGGGCACCCUCACCCAGAACCGCAUGACGGUCGCCCACAUGUGGUUUGACAACCAGAUCCACGAGGCUGACACCACUGAAGAUCAGUCUGGGGCCACUUUUGACAAACGAUCCCCCACAUGGACGGCCCUGUCUCGGAUUGCUGGUCUCUGCAACCGUGCCGUCUUCAAGGCUGGGCAGGAGAACAUCUCUGUGUCUAAGCGGGACACAGCUGGAGACGCCUCUGAGUCAGCUCUGCUCAAGUGCAUUGAGCUGUCCUGUGGCUCAGUGAGGAAGAUGAGGGACAGGAAUCCCAAGGUGGCGGAGAUUCCUUUCAACUCUACCAACAAGUACCAGCUGUCCAUCCACGAGCGAGAAGACAGCCCCCAGAGCCACGUGCUGGUGAUGAAGGGGGCCCCAGAGCGCAUCCUGGACCGGUGCUCCACCAUCCUGGUGCAGGGCAAGGAGAUCCCUCUCGACAAGGAGAUGCAGGACGCCUUUCAAAAUGCCUACAUGGAGCUGGGGGGUCUGGGCGAGCGCGUGCUGGGGUUCUGCCAGCUGAAUCUGCCUUCUGGAAAGUUUCCUCGGGGCUUCAAAUUCGACACAGAUGAGCUGAACUUUCCCACAGAGAAGCUAUGCUUUGUGGGGCUCAUGUCUAUGAUCGACCCUCCCCGGGCUGCUGUGCCAGAUGCUGUGGGCAAGUGCCGAAGCGCAGGCAUCAAGGUGAUCAUGGUGACAGGGGAUCACCCUAUUACAGCCAAGGCCAUUGCCAAAGGCGUGGGCAUCAUAUCGGAGGGCAACGAGACUGUGGAGGACAUCGCCGCCCGGCUCAACAUCCCUGUGAGUCAAGUCAACCCCAGAGAAGCCAAGGCGUGCGUGGUACACGGCUCUGACCUGAAGGACAUGACAUCGGAGCAGCUCGACGAGAUCCUCAAGAACCACACGGAGAUUGUGUUUGCCCGGACGUCUCCUCAGCAGAAGCUCAUCAUCGUGGAGGGUUGCCAGAGGCAGGGAGCCAUCGUGGCCGUGACGGGUGACGGCGUGAACGACUCCCCUGCGCUGAAGAAGGCUGACAUUGGCAUUGCCAUGGGCAUUGCUGGCUCUGACGUCUCUAAGCAGGCAGCCGACAUGAUCCUGCUGGACGACAACUUUGCCUCCAUCGUCACAGGGGUGGAGGAGGGCCGCCUGAUCUUUGACAACCUGAAGAAAUCCAUCGCUUACACCCUGACCAGCAACAUCCCUGAGAUCACCCCCUUCCUGCUGUUCAUCAUCGUCAAUAUCCCCCUGCCUCUGGGCACUGUGACCAUCCUCUGCAUCGACCUGGGCACAGACAUGGUCCCCGCCAUCUCCUUGGCCUAUGAAGCAGCUGAGAGUGACAUCAUGAAGCGGCAGCCCCGAAACCCCCAGACAGACAAGCUGGUGAAUGAGCGGCUCAUCAGCAUGGCCUACGGACAGAUUGGGAUGAUUCAGGCGCUGGGUGGCUUCUUCACCUACUUCGUAAUCCUGGCAGAGAACGGUUUCCUGCCAUCACGGCUGCUGGGUAUCCGCCUUGACUGGGAUGACCGAACCAUGAAUGACCUGGAGGACAGCUAUGGACAGGAGUGGACCUACGAGCAGCGCAAGGUGGUGGAGUUCACGUGCCACACGGCCUUCUUUGCCAGCAUCGUGGUUGUGCAGUGGGCUGACCUCAUCAUCUGCAAGACCCGCCGCAACUCGGUCUUCCAGCAGGGCAUGAAGAACAAGAUCCUGAUUUUUGGGCUCUUGGAGGAGACGGCAUUGGCUGCUUUUCUCUCUUACUGCCCGGGCAUGGGUGUGGCCCUCCGCAUGUACCCACUCAAGGUCACUUGGUGGUUCUGUGCCUUCCCCUAUAGCCUUCUCAUCUUUAUCUAUGAUGAGGUCCGAAAGCUCAUCCUGCGGCGAUAUCCUGGUGGCUGGGUGGAAAAGGAGACCUACUACUGAGCCCACUGGAAGAAGAGAACCAGGCAUGGGAAAGAUGGGGAGCUCUGGAGGUGUUAUUGGGAUGUUGAUGGAAAGGGAUGGAAAAAAUGGGGUGGGAUUUUGGAAGAGGCAAUGAGGCAACUCAGCAGGCUAAGUUGCAGAGAGAGGGUGAAUAAGCUCGGGGUGAUUGCCCUGUUGACCUGACUGUGAAUGAUCAGACUAGACAUUACAUGUUAGGGCCCCUCCCUAGACCCUUUUCCAUCCCACUCCACUAUGCCACUAUGUUGUCUACUUUUUUCUAAUGAAUUGAAGGUUACCCCACCCCUCCCCAUCCCCUAUCCCUUCACCCCCCUUCCUACCAUAACAGAUCAACAUCCAAAGGCAGGGAGAAGGAAAGCCUCUCUGAUCAUCCAGUGUCCCUCUAUUGCCCCAGCCUCACUCUGCUUCCCACUUUCACCCCUGGUUAGCUGCCUGCCUGGCUCAGUCCCAUCGGCUUCCUCCUCAGACCUUGAAAUCACAGAAGGCUCCUCUGGUAAAUGCAAGAGAGCCUGAGGCCAAAACGGGAAGCUGGUGGCAGAAGCUGCUUCUCUCCCAGUCACAGCUGGUUAGGGACCUGGAGAGGAGAGCUGGGUAGACUGGUGGGAGGUUGGAGUGGGGCUGGCUGGAGGAGGAGAGAGGAAAGGAGAGAAAUAGCACCACGAACAAGACAUUUAACAUGUCUUGAGUCUCCAGAUAGACGUCGUGGGCUCCAGCUCUGUGUCCUGGCCUUCACUACCAGCAGACCAAGUUCAGAUCUCAUCAGAGCAGCAGAGGCCGGACCAGAAGGCAAUCUGGGGAGCUUCACGGAGAUGCCACACUUGUGCACCACGGAGUUCCCCACUGAUCCUGGGUUAGUGGUCCUCUUGGUCCGUGAGGCCCAGAGGUCACUGAAGCUCCAGCUCUCUCGAUUACAUGUGCUUAGGAACACCCCACCCUUUGCAAUACUAGGUCCUCGGAAGCUCCAUGCUGUUCCGAGGGGGAUAGCUGCCAGUUCUUUCCCAGCCCCUCCCACUCCCUUCCCCCUCAUGCCCAUGUUGAUGAACCUGCGUCAUUCCUGGGCACUGCCAAGCCAGCCCUGGGAAAGGAAUUCCCUGGCCAUUGGCUGGAAUUGGGGUGGAGAAGUUCCCAGAACCUUCCCAUCUUCCAGGAACAUGCAGAAUCAGCUUAGGUCAUGAACAUGGUCAGAACCUUUGGACAACAAGAGGGAAAAUAUUAGGAGACUUUUCUUUGACCUCAAGUGGCAGGGCUGUCCUUCACACUGAUGAUCAUUGUGCCCUCUCCCCCUGAGAUGGGGAGUUGGUUUCAGUUUCCCAAGGGAGAUACUUUUCUUUCCUUACUUCCUUUACUUCCUCCCCACCUCACAUUUUUGCUCUGCAGGCAGCUCUGCCCAUUCUCUAAGCCUGGCUUAGAAGGCACUGGGAAUGCCCUGUGCAGAGACCUAGAUGAGCCACUCAAGUGAGAGAGACACCUAAGGAAAUGGAAGACCUAAGGCAGAAAGGAAGGAAGCACAAAAGACAAACAUUAGGUCAGGCCCAUAAACAAUCCCCAGGGCUACUAUUUCAUUACACUGGAAUUUUUCUUUAUCAGAAGUACCUAGAAGGGAGUCAUUGCCUUGGGCUUGGAAAUCCAAAUGGGAGACCAUAUUAACUUGGGCCCCAUUAAUUUGAGAUUAUUACCUGUGGACAAAAGUUUAUCUUUGCACAAUCAAAAAAAUGAUAUUUGUUUAGUAAAUUAAGAGCAUAAACAGUAUUUCUGGGGUGGCAUAUUUAGUCUAUCUAAAACAAUACUUUCAGGCACUUUAGAAAUAUCCAUUUAGAAGUAGUGAGUGCAUGGGCUAAUUAUCAUCAAUCCUCAAGUAUUUGUUAAAGAAACAUCUACAGGGUCUUUACUGGUGACCUUUUGUAAAAUGUUAGUUUGAGGCACUGCAUAUGUACUUGAAAAUAAUAAAGUUGCAUUUCUUUAUGAAAAAAA
Lemur catta (Ring-tailed lemur) is the source of this 5167-nucleotide messenger RNA. RefSeq names its product sodium/potassium-transporting ATPase subunit alpha-2. NCBI's taxonomy places the organism in Eukaryota, Metazoa, Chordata, Mammalia, Primates, Lemuridae. The coding region runs from base 116 to 3178 and encodes 1020 amino acids. The record is from RefSeq and is a predicted model, not a curated record. Gene Ontology annotation, cellular component: membrane. Gene Ontology annotation, molecular function: ATP binding; ATP hydrolysis activity; P-type sodium:potassium-exchanging transporter activity. Gene Ontology annotation, biological process: intracellular sodium ion homeostasis; sodium ion export across plasma membrane; potassium ion import across plasma membrane. The transcript has 24 exons.